AUGAUCGACGACGAACGCCUUGGAAUUGGGCUCCAUCCGCCUGUCUCAAAGAUGGCGCCGCCUUGUGACCCAGGCUUACAUGGCGUCAUUGUGUUGUGUAUAAUUGGUGUAAGGACUGUCAAUCAAGCCACUUCCGGUUUCCGUCGGGGCGUCCCAGCAGAAACUGCAAACAAGCCAUUCAACAAACUGUGUUCAGGAUAUUUGACGAAAAUGCCACCUAAGAAUAAGGGAAAGAUAAGGAAAGUGAAGAAAGGAGCAGAAGGAGAUAACAUUGAGGAAAAAUACAAGAGGACAGUUCAACAAGUUGAAUCACUCAAAGAUCAGUUGGUUUUGCGGAAGGAUAUUGCAAGACAGGCUUUGAUGGUUAAAGAAGAGUGGAAAGCAAAGUUGCAAGUUCUCAAGAAUGAUUUGGCUGAAGAACAAGACGUUAAGAAGGCGAUCCAUUCAGAUAUGACCCGUCAGUACAAGACAAUGAGGGCAGACAUGGAUCUGCGAGUCCAUCAGCUGGAGAUUGAAAUCAGUCAUUUGCAGCAACAACUCACAUCAUGUCAGCAGCAAUUAGCAAGGACUCAGGAGGAGAAGCUGCAGAUCAUCAAGGAGAAAGAUUCCACCAUCAAAGAACUCCAGUCCAAGAUAGACAACAUGGAGACCGAGUAUGAGGCCAUCCUCCAUGAUAGCUUCGACCUGCUGCUGAACAAGCUGGAAGCAGCCAGGCUCCAGUGGGAGAAGACAGCAACAAGUUUCCACUCCGAACAGAAGCAAAAACUGCUGGAAUUUGGACUCAAACCUCUGGUGAUUUAAGCCCUGGGGGACCGUGGAUAUUUGAUUGGAGACUCCCCAGGUGUAAACUGUUUUCCUUUAUUCUUUCACAAGAUGCGGCUACCACAGAUGCGAGCUUCUGUCGCCCAUCUCAAUGCCCUUGAAAUGUGGGGUUUACAAAAGGGCAAGUAAGAGCCAACCGCUUUGCUGUGAGUCUGGAGUCACAUGAAUGCCAGAAGAUCAUUAAUGUACCUGAUGGUUUUUUUACAAUAAUCAACCAUGGUUAUGUUGUUACUGAGACUAGUUUUCAAUUUCAGAUUCAUUAAUUCAGUUGGUGAUAAUGUAAUCACUGUAGGGGUUGUCAUAAAUCCCUUUUGGUUCACUCAUGUCCUUUAGGGAAGAAAACUGCCACCUGGUCUGGCCUACAUACGACUUCAGGCCCACUGCAAUGUGGUUGACUCUUGACUGCCCUCUGGGCAAUUAGGGAUCGACAAUAAUUACUGACCUAGCCAGUGAUACCCUCAUCCCACGAAUUAAUAAAAACAAAUAAAAAGUACUAGUUAUGCUCCUGCUGUAACAGAUGUUUCCCACCCCUCCUCCCACCCUAUCAAAUGCUCUCCCAGGUCUCCCCCUGCCUCCCCUCACUGUUCCUAUUGAAGGGGUUACAGCAAUUUUCAAUCUUCAAAUUUGUUCCAAGUGGGAAACAAUUUAGAAGAGCUGUUGCAUGCAAUUUGUGUAGUCAGCCAGCACAUUGAGAACACUGUAACAUUCAGAGCACCCUCAGUGCCAAGGAGUCACAAUGGAUUGUUCUGCCUGACAAUAGGGUCUGGGAUUGUAUUCAAUCAGUCACUCAAGACAUUUUUAGUGUCACUCAGAGCAGUACAAAGAUUACAGGAAGCUAGAGCAAGAGACAGACAGGGACAGGAACAAGCUCCAUGCGAUAAAGAACUAUUAAGCUGGACCGCUGUAGAGUUAUCUAACAAAACUUUGUGUGCUGCGAACUCGGUGAGCAGUUGGGUAUCUGUGUGCUGUUAGAACUCAGGAAUAAAUUCUAGGAGUUAGUAGACAGUGAAGUGUUGGAUCCAGGGUGCCAGAAAAAUCUGGGCAGGUGAGGGAAAUUCCUGUGGCCUGUAAAUAUGAUUUCCAAUAAUCAGGAGAGCAUCGGCCCAGGAAUGUGGGUCACCAGAAUGUGGCAGCCAAUGAUUGAGUAGCUUCUGAAGGAGUUAAAACGUGAAGUCUUUGAUGAGAACUUGUAGAGUUUAAUAAGAUUAAUGUCACUAAAAUCCGAGGGAUUGCUGAGGAAUCAAUGGAAUGUAUCUUGACCACAUCUGUAAUUUGACAUCCCUGUGGGAUGUAAGGCCACAGUUUGUCUAUUACAGUUUGUCUGUUACAUCAGAUUAAUUCUGGAUGUUGGAAUAUAAGUUAAUAGAUAUUGA
Stegostoma tigrinum is the source of this 2195-nucleotide messenger RNA. It is a transcript of the gene drc12, whose product is annotated as coiled-coil domain containing 153. The transcript has 8 exons. The coding region runs from base 1 to 801 and encodes 266 amino acids. The record is from RefSeq and is a predicted model, not a curated record. NCBI's taxonomy places the organism in Eukaryota, Metazoa, Chordata, Chondrichthyes, Orectolobiformes, Stegostomatidae.